This is a messenger RNA of Rosa chinensis, 2291 nucleotides long. Its product is annotated as O-fucosyltransferase 30. Bases 168 to 1757 code for a protein of 529 amino acids. Lineage: Eukaryota; Viridiplantae; Streptophyta; Magnoliopsida; Rosales; Rosaceae. The transcript is spliced from 2 exons. The record is from RefSeq and is a predicted model, not a curated record.
CUAUUCAUCAUAAUCGUUUUUGUGUCUUACAAAAUGGAAAUUAUUCUAUGCACCGACGGUGUAUAGGUCCGACUAUUAACUUCUGAUUUUUCUAAUUUUUCAUAAAACAUAUUUGAAUUGACACGAGUGGCUCUUGACAGACCCGGACCCGUAACCCGUAACCCAUCAUGAGUUGGUUCAACCCACUUACCCAGAAUCCCAGAUCCAGUUCCUCCUCCCAAUUCCGUAUCAUACAUUCACAGCAACACUCAAAGCUCCAGUCUUUCUACCCCAAUUCAAAAACCCAGAAAGCCAUGAACCUCUUAACCUCAAAACCCACCACCCUCCGAUCCAAAAGGCAACCCUCCCAAAGGUCCCCACUCCUCUACCUCACCCUCCUCUUCUCCCUCCUCAUCUUCCUCUUCUACUUCUUCUCCCUCAGCCCCAAUUCCCUCCUCACCGCCCAACUUUCCCAUUCUCCAAAAUGCCCUUCUCUGGGUGGAGACAAGUUCCUCUGGUACGCCCCCCACAGUGGCUUCAGCAACCAGCUCAUGGAGUUGAAGAACGGAAUCUUGAUGGCCGGCAUUUUGAACCGGACGCUGGUUGUGCCGCCGGUUCUCGAUCACCACGCUGUGGCUCUCGGGAGUUGCCCCAAGUUUCGGGUUUCGGCUCCGAAUGAGAUCAGGGGUCAGGUCUGGGAGCAUGUGAUUGAGCUCAUUGGGAGUGGGAGGUAUGUAUCCAUGGCUGACAUUGUUGAUAUAUCGUCAUUAGUUUCUUCUUCGUUAGUUCGAGUUAUAGAUUUCAGGGUUUUUAUAUCCUCAUGGUGCAAUGUGAACUUAGAUUUUGCUUGCCAUAAUGAGUUCAAUGCACAUUUGCUGGAUAAAUUAAAGGAAUGUGGAUCUGUACUAAGUGGUGUCAAAGGUAACGUUAAGUGUUUAUAUGCUGUUAAUGAAGACUGCAGAACCACUGUUUGGACAUACCAGAAUGGUAAUGAGGAUGUGGCAUUAGAUUCUUUUCAACCUGAUGAAAAACUCAAGAAAAAGAAGAUUUCAUAUGUUAGGAAACGACGAGAUGUAUACAAGACUCUCGGACCGGGUUCUGAAGCUGAAUCAGCUUCUGUGCUGGCAUUUGGAAGCCUUUUCACAGCUCCUUACAAAGGUUCUGAGCUACUUAUUGAUAUCCAUGAAUCUCCAAGAGAUCAAAGGAUAGGAAGUCUAAUGGAGAAGAUUGAGUUUCUUCCAUUUGCUCCUGAAAUUGUGAGUGCAGGAAAGAAGUUUGCUUUGGAUACCAUAAAGGCUCCUUUUCUAUGUGCACAGCUUCGAUUAUUAGACGGGCAGUUCAAGAAUCACCGGAAGGCUACUUUUCAAGGGCUAAAACAAAAGUUGGAUGCUUUGAUGCAGAGCCCUCUCCCCAUUCAUAUCUUUGUGAUGACUGAUCUUCCUGAAAGUAAUUGGACUGAAAAUUACUUGGGGGAUUUGGCUAGAGAUUCAAAUCAGUUUAAACUGUUUUUCCUGAAAGAAAGAGAUGAUUUGGUAAUACAAACAGCUACAAGAAUUGUUGAUGCAGGCCAUGGCUUGAAGUUUGGGUCUGUUGCAAAUAUUCAUGAUGGAACUGAUCAGAUUAAGAAGGAUUGCCCUUCUGCAGUAAUACCCGAUGUUCUUCUAUACAUAGAGCAAACUGUUUGCAGUUGUGCGUCUCUUGGAUUUGUUGGGACUGCAGGAUCAACUAUUGCAGGGAGCAUAGAGCUAAUGAGAAAGUUCGGCGCAUGUUCAAGCUAAUCUCUGAUGACAUUGCUGAAUGUCUUUUGACACGACAAAUUCUAGUUCAACGAAAGGUUGCUGACUCUGUGAAAAUUCAAAAGCAUGCCCGAAACUGGUCCUAAUAUGCCAAUACCAAGUUUAAACAAUCUUGGCUCGUCCUGAAGCACGACUUGACAGCACCAGCAGACUUGGUGUCGCAAAUCUAGGCAGGAUGCCAGAAAGAAAGCGAUGUGUGUAGAGAAGAGUAGGUUCAGAUAAGGUGCUGCUUUGUUAAGGUUAUCUGACAGUCUGAAAACAAUAGGGUGAUUCUCAUUAUAUCCAUCGGUGCUCAGUUCAAACUUCAGUAUCGAGUCGAUAGGCACUUUUUUCGACGUUGAUGGGUGCACAGUGAUUCUUUGAGUGUUUGCUAUUGGUGGUAACGCCAUGAAUUCAAGGCGGAUUGCGCGAUGCAUAUCGGAAACUCUUAACAUACGUCUUUGGCGAACAUUGUUGUAAAUUAACUCCAAAAUGUCUGAGUUAUCAGAGUGUAAUUUGAAGAAUGCUUCUCCUGUA